CCGUGCUGUCAGUUUAACUCUGCAACUGCCAACUAGGUUAAAUAUCGAUUUAUUUGAUAAUUAUAGUAUAUCUGCAAUAGGAAUGACACAGGUUUGACAGAAACCUGCUAACUUCAACAUUAAUGGAAAUUGAUUUUGUUAUAAAACUUUUUUAAACGACGUAAAUCAGAUCGUUUCUGGAUCAGAUGCAGAUUGUAUACGCUUAACUGCAAAUAGAUUUAUUCAUUCGUUAUUAGUUGUUUAUAUUUUGUUUAUAUUUUUGUAAGUGUUCAGUCAUUCGCUAGAUGGCGCUAAGAAACUAAGAAAUCUUAUUUUAACAUGAGAACUACAACAUUGACCAGACGAUGGACGCCAUCCAGAGUCCCUGCACGGACUACAACCAGCUCACAGGUCUUCGCUCCACCACCAGCACUAGGCUGCUGGUACUCAUCCCUCUCGCAACGUUUUAACCUCCAGCGAGUAAAGAUGAGGUGGUUCCUGCUCUUCUUCGAAUGGUUCGUGGACUAUGCUCGUUGCACAUACUGGAACUUGUUUGGCAGGAGAAGUGGACUGUGCAGUGGAUCCAUUAGUUCUCCGGGACCUCUAGAUCCAGACAAAAAGAAAAAGAACGGAGUCCUUAGAAAAGAAUUUGAUGAGUUUGAAGUGCCCAAAAAUCUGGAUGUGAUCGUGAUCUGCAGUGGUGUCGGUGGCCUGACGGUUGCCGCAACUUUAGCCAAACUAGGAAAGAAAGUUCUGGUUUUGGAGCAAGAUGAGCAGGCAGGAGGUCUGUGUAAGACAUUCAGUGUGAAGGGCUUCGAGUUUGACUCUGGCUUCCAUUAUGUGGGGCAACUUCACGAGAACGGAUUCUUGAAGGUGGCAUUGGAUCUGAUCACUGACGGCCAGGUGCAUUUCGCCGAGCAGGACGCUCACGUGGACACUGUAGUUAUUGGAAAAGGAAAGCAGAGAAAAGAAUACACAAUCUACAGCGGCAAGAGACAGAUGGAAGCUUAUCUUACAAAACAGUUUCCCAAUGACACGAAAGCAGUCGAAGAGCUUUUCAAAAUCAUGAAGAUCGCCUCUAAGAAGAUACAUCUGCUGUGCAUGCUGAAGAUGCUUCCGCUCUGGUUCACUCGAUUCUUACUGUGGAGUGGAAUCGCCGAUUUAAUCUCGCCGCUUUUCAGAUACUCCCGCACCAGCACCACAGACGUGCUCAAGUCUUUAACAGUCAACAGAGAUCUUCUGACUGUCUUUUCUCAAACAUUUUAUGGCGUCCCACCUAAAAACUCCAGCUGCAUGAUAGACGCGCUCCUCCUGCAUCACUCCAAGCUUGAGGUCUACUAUCCUAAAGGCGGCACCAGUGAGAUCACUUAUCGCAUUAUUCAGUUUGUGGAAAAGCACGGAGGAAAAGUCCUGAUGAAAGCUCCUGUGUCCAGCAUUCUACUUGAUGAAAAAGAAAACGCAUACGGAGUGACCGUAAAGAUAGACGGAGAAAUUGAAAUCAAGGCUCCAGUGAUUGUUUCAAAUGCUGGAAUGUUCAACACCUUCAGGAAACUUCUGCCUCCAGAGGUUCAGGCUCAUCCUGGCAUUCAGGAUUAUGUACAUACUCUGAAACCAGGCAAAGCAUAUUUCCAGGUGUUUGCAGGUUUUAAUGGCACUGAGGAAGAUUUGGGUGUCUCAUCCACCAACAUGAGACUCUUUAAGACAAACAACAUGGAUGAAGUGUUGGAAGAGUACUUUGAUUUAGACAAGGAGGAUGCGCCUGAUAAUAUUCCCAUGAUGUACAUGUCCUUCCCUUCUGCUAGAGAUCCCACCUCACACACAUUGUUUUUAGGACAGUCACAUAUGGUGAUACAAACAAUGGUCAAUCCAAAGUGGUUUAGAAAAUGGAACAACAUGAAUGAGAUGGACAGAGGAGACGAAUAUGAAAAGUACAAGAUGAGAUUUGCCAACCAUCUCUUUGACUGGGCUUGUGUUCACUUCCCCAAACUGAGAGAGAAGUUGUUGAUGAUGCAUGCAGUCAGUCCCAUCAACAUGCAUGGACUUGGUGCCACAAAUGGAUCCAUGCUGUCUGCAGAGCACAGUCUGGAGAGAUACCGGCCUCUGAACAUCGCCAAGAUCAGAUGCAACACACCGAUCAAGAACCUCUACCUGUCAGGACAAGAUAUUUUCUCCGCUGGGUUCUCUGGCGCUUUGCACGGCGGUCUUCUCUGUGCUUCAUCUUUUCUGGAUCACUGCCUGUACAUUGACCUUCUGCUCCAGCAAAAAAAGCUAAAAAACAGGGAAGCCAAGAAACUACAGUGAGGUUAGGUUGAGCAAUCUUUGUUCCACGUGUCAAUCAACGUGUCCUGUUCAGUCCAUGUGAUAAAACUGUAGAAAUGAGUAUUACAAAUGUAAGCAGUAGUUUUAAUUUUAGAGUUCUACAAUUUUACGACUGUUCGGAAGAUUAAAUUUAAGUUUUGAUGCCAUUUUGUAUGCAUUUUUGUACACUGUGCUUCAUAUUCGCUGUUAAAUCUGCAAUACCAACU
Molecule: messenger RNA, 2504 nt
Organism: Triplophysa dalaica
Lineage: Eukaryota; Metazoa; Chordata; Actinopteri; Cypriniformes; Nemacheilidae
Product: inactive all-trans-retinol 13,14-reductase-like
Exons: 12
Coding region: 319-2280 (653 amino acids)
Molecular function (GO): oxidoreductase activity
Source: RefSeq, a predicted model, not a curated record